AUGGUGUUUCGAAAGAGUGCUCUUGCAAACAUUCCUAAAACUCACCAGAAUUUCUGUAAGAAGUAUGGCAAGCACCAACCCCACAAAGUGACACAGUACAAGAAAGACAAAGAUUCUCCUUACGGCCAGGGAAAGCUGCAUUAUGACAGGAAGCAGAGUGGCUACGGUGGGCAGACUAAGACGAUUUUCUGGAAAAAGGCUAAAACUACAAAGAAGAUUGUGCUGAGGCUUCAAUGUGUUGAGCCCAACUGCAGAUCUAAGAGAAUGCUGGCUAUUAAGGGAUGUAAGCAUUUUGAACUGGGAAGAGAUAAGAGAAAGGGCCAAGUGAUCCAGUUCUAA
This is a messenger RNA of Ailuropoda melanoleuca (giant panda), 339 nucleotides long. Its product is annotated as 60S ribosomal protein L36a. Gene Ontology annotation, cellular component: ribosome. The record is from RefSeq and is a predicted model, not a curated record. Gene Ontology annotation, molecular function: structural constituent of ribosome. The coding region runs from base 1 to 339 and encodes 112 amino acids. Lineage: Eukaryota; Metazoa; Chordata; Mammalia; Carnivora; Ursidae. The transcript is spliced from 2 exons. Gene Ontology annotation, biological process: translation.